Messenger RNA from Eurypyga helias (sunbittern), 1028 nucleotides. RefSeq names its product selenophosphate synthetase 1 (gene SEPHS1). NCBI's taxonomy places the organism in Eukaryota, Metazoa, Chordata, Aves, Eurypygiformes, Eurypygidae. The record is from RefSeq and is a predicted model, not a curated record. Gene Ontology annotation, cellular component: cytoplasm. Gene Ontology annotation, molecular function: selenide, water dikinase activity; ATP binding. The transcript is spliced from 7 exons. Gene Ontology annotation, biological process: L-selenocysteine biosynthetic process. Bases 57 to 1028 code for a protein of 323 amino acids.
UCAGCAGAUACCGUUGCUGUGAGGUGGGAAAGGCCAACAGUCUGUGCGAGAGAACCAUGUCUGUUCGGGAGUCGUUUAACCCAGAAAGUUAUGAACUGGACAAAAGCUUCCGUCUGACCCGAUUCACUGAACUGAAAGGCACAGGCUGCAAAGUGCCUCAGGAUGUCUUACAGAAACUGCUCGAAUCGCUACAGGAAAACCAUUUUCAGGAAGACGAACAGUUCCUGGGGGCAGUUAUGCCCAGGUUGGGAAUUGGGAUGGACACUUGUGUUAUUCCGUUAAGACACGGAGGUUUGUCGUUGGUCCAGACAACAGAUUAUAUUUAUCCUAUUGUGGAUGAUCCUUAUAUGAUGGGGCGGAUAGCGUGUGCCAAUGUCCUAAGUGACCUUUAUGCCAUGGGGGUCACAGAAUGCGACAACAUGUUGAUGCUCCUUGGAAUCAGCAAUAAAAUGACAGAUAGGGAAAGAGACAAAGUGAUGCCUCUAAUUAUCCAGGGUUUCAAAGAUGCAGCAGAAGAGGCAGGAACAUCUGUUACUGGUGGCCAAACAGUGUUAAAUCCCUGGAUUGUUUUAGGAGGAGUGGCCACGACAGUCUGUCAGCCUAAUGAAUUUAUAAUGCCAGACAAUGCAGUGCCAGGAGAUGUGCUUGUAUUAACUAAACCCUUGGGAACACAAGUGGCUGUAGCUGUCCACCAGUGGCUAGAUAUUCCAGAAAAGUGGAAUAAAAUCAAACUGGUGGUAACGCAAGAAGAUGUAGAACUAGCGUACCAGGAAGCAAUGAUGAACAUGGCACGACUGAACAGAACAGCUGCUGGACUCAUGCACACUUUCAAUGCACAUGCAGCUACAGACAUCACAGGAUUUGGAAUCCUGGGGCAUGCACAAAACCUUGCCAAGCAGCAGCGAAAUGAGGUGUCCUUUGUUAUUCACAACCUUCCCGUUCUUGCGAAGAUGGCUGCUGUCAGUAAGGCUUGUGGCAAUAUGUUUGGCCUCAUGCACGGGACUUGUCCGGAGACUUCAGGUGGGUGA